Messenger RNA from Alternaria novae-zelandiae, 765 nucleotides. RefSeq lists its product as uncharacterized. The transcript has 3 exons. Gene Ontology annotation, molecular function: opioid growth factor receptor activity. Bases 1 to 765 code for a protein of 254 amino acids. The record is from RefSeq and is a predicted model, not a curated record. Gene Ontology annotation, cellular component: membrane. NCBI's taxonomy places the organism in Eukaryota, Fungi, Ascomycota, Dothideomycetes, Pleosporales, Pleosporaceae.
AUGGUUCUGUCAGACGCCUCAAAGGCUGACCAGACUGCGACCGCUGGCAAGAGCCAACUCAUCAUCCGCUUCUACGACCCCGAUGUACGCGCCAAGGACGCCCUCGGUCGGCAACUCGAUGAGAUACUGGCAUGGUCAGACAAGGGUUCUCCAUACAACAGUGAAGCCCCAGUCGUCAACCUCGAAGUAAUGCAAGCCUUCCGUUCACGGAGUGAGCUACGGCAGAACCUACGACGAAGCUUCGAGCGUAUGCUCAGCUUCUACGGCUUCAUGGUAUCCAACAAGUCUGAAGCGGAGUCGAAGCAAAGCGAAUCUUCUGAACCAGCCUCUUUCCCGCCAGGUGCCCACACAAACAUCUCCGCAUCCAAGCCCCUUCCAUACCACAUCGUCCGCACACCAGAUUAUCGCAAGAAGUUCGCCAACUGGGCCAUCAGGUUCGACCACAAUCAUCUUCGCAUCACGCGUAUCCUCCGGUGUCUCCGCGUUCUAGGCCUACAGACUGAGUGCACGGCCUUCUUUGAUGCGCUCGAACGCACAUACGAAGACCCACAUGUCAGCAUUAGUGAUAGGAGUAUGGGUUACUGGCGGCUGGCUGUUACGCGUCCUUUGUAUCUGGCUCCUGAUGACUCCAAGUGCAAGUGGUUGGUGGGUUGGGAGAAGGAACAGGAGGAUCUGAGACAGGUCGACGAGGAGAAAGCAAGGAAUGAGCGGGAUAAGCCGCAGAAGCAGGAGUCAGUCGCGUCUAGUGAUAACGUGGAGGGUUGA